This is a messenger RNA of Hippopotamus amphibius kiboko, 775 nucleotides long. Its product is annotated as pancreatic alpha-amylase-like. Bases 143 to 775 code for a protein of 210 amino acids. The record is from RefSeq and is a predicted model, not a curated record. Lineage: Eukaryota; Metazoa; Chordata; Mammalia; Artiodactyla; Hippopotamidae. Gene Ontology annotation, molecular function: catalytic activity; cation binding. The transcript is spliced from 5 exons. Gene Ontology annotation, biological process: carbohydrate metabolic process.
AGGGAGAGAAUUUCAUUAGAGGGUGAUAUGAUAAAAGAAAUACACAUUUAGGUUACUCUAAAGCUCUUGUAAAACAAUACAUAUAUAUGUUUUUAAGUUUUUUUUUUUUUUUAAUAGGAACUGGGGAGAAGGCUGGGGUUUCAUGCCUUCUGACCGAGCACUUGUCUUUGUGGAUAACCAUGACAACCAGCGAGGGCACGGAGCUGGGGGGGCAUCUAUUCUUACAUUCUGGGACCCCAGACUAUACAAAAUGGCAGUUGGAUUUAUGCUUGCUCAUCCCUAUGGAUUUACACGAGUCAUGUCAAGCUACCGUUGGGCAAGACAUUUUGUGAAUGGACAAGAUGUUAAUGAUUGGAUUGGGCCACCAAAUAAUAAUGGAGUCAUUAAAGAAGUUACUAUUAAUCCAGAUACUACUUGUGGCAAUGACUGGGUCUGUGAACAUCGAUGGCGUCAAAUAAGGAACAUGGUUAUGUUCCGUAAUGUAGUUGAUGGCCAACCUUUUACAAACUGGUGGGAUAAUGGUAGCAACCAAGUAGCUUUUGGAAGAGGAAGCAGAGGAUUCAUUGUCUUUAACAAUGAUGACUGGACAUUAUCUUCAACUUUGCAGACUGGUCUUCCUGCUGGUACAUAUUGUGAUGUUAUUUCUGGAGAUAAAGUUGGUGGUGAUUGUACAGGAAUUAAAGUCUAUGUUUCUGGUGAUGGCAAUGCUAGUUUUUCUAUUAGUAACUCUGCUGAAGAUCCAUUUAUUGCAAUUCAUGCUGAAUCUAAAUUAUAA